This is a messenger RNA of Ornithorhynchus anatinus (platypus), 1756 nucleotides long. RefSeq names its product claudin-17-like. The record is from RefSeq and is a predicted model, not a curated record. Gene Ontology annotation, cellular component: plasma membrane; bicellular tight junction. Bases 890 to 1618 code for a protein of 242 amino acids. NCBI's taxonomy places the organism in Eukaryota, Metazoa, Chordata, Mammalia, Monotremata, Ornithorhynchidae. Gene Ontology annotation, molecular function: structural molecule activity. Gene Ontology annotation, biological process: bicellular tight junction assembly; cell adhesion. The transcript has a single exon.
CCAGCGCUUAGAACAGUGCUCUGCACAUAGUAAGCGCUUAACAAAUAUCAACAUUAUUAUCAUUAUUCCCUCCUACCAACGUGGGGGUAUUCUCGCCACAAGUCUGUGGCCUGCUCCAACUUCCGCCCAAAUGCCUCACCUCCCGCCGACGGAAGAUACCGAAACCAGAGCCCGGGCCCCGUGGGGCCGGGGCCGGGGGUGGGGGCGGUGCGCGACCGGGGCCCCCCUGGGUUUCGAGCCCGGUCUCGGCUCGGCCGAGGUCGGGGUGGGUGCUCUGCCCGCAGUGGGCGCCCGAUAGACACCCCUGACUGAAGAAGAGUUUCUGUCCGGGCACCCUACCGGGCCCUUAAAAAGAAGUCUCGAAACCCCAAGGCCCACCCAACAACUUUCCGACAGAAUACUGCGUUUGAGUCACGGGAUCUGGGCCAACUGGGUUCUGGAGCGCAGGCGGAUUCGCUCAACCCGUAGGGAAGCAGGGUCUCUCCGCAUCAGGGUUGGCUUUGCCGGAGCGAGCCUUUCUCUCCACAAGGAGCCGGCCGCAGCGGGAGCCCCGAUGCCUCGGGAGCUCGGGCCGGGGCGCUAGGAAAGUUGAGAAGUCGGGGAGCCGGACGGGGAACGUCCCGCCCCGUCCCAUCCCACCCCGCCUCCCUGAGCCGGGGAGUCGCUCCACUCAGGAACGAGUUGGCAAUUAAAAAGGACAACACCCAUAAAGCAGCCAGUGACUUGGAGGCAGCUGACCUCCCCGCCAAGCUGGACCGGGGUGGAAUGGGCGGCACCUGGGGCAGAGGAGCCGGGAAACGACGGGGAGAACCUGCCCAGGCUCCGUCCCGGCGCCGCUGACCGAGAGGCCCCUCCGUCUCCCGCGGUCCCGCUCGACAGAAGGAGGGAGAUGGCGUCCUGCUACCCCCUGCAGGUGGCCGGGCUGGUCCUCGGAAGCCUGGGCACGGCGGGCACGCUGCUGACGACCCUCCUGCCCCAGUGGCGGGUGUCGGCCUUCAUCGGCAGCAACAUCGUGGUGUUCGAGCGGAUCUGGGAAGGCCUCUGGAUGUCCUGCGUGCGCCAGGCCGGGACCCGGCUGCAGUGCAAGUUUUACCCGUCGCUGCUGGCCCUGCCCCCGUUCCUGGAGGCUGCCCGCGCUCUCAUGUGCGUGGCCGUGGUCCUGGCCCUGCUGGCCCUCCUCGUCGGCGUCUCCGGCGCCAAGCGCGUCCGGUGCACUGGCUCGGACGAGCGGGUCAAGGGGUACCUUCUGGGGGCCUCCGGGGUCGUGUUCGUCCUGAGCGCCGUCGCGGCCCUCAUCCCCGUGUGCUGGACGGCCAACAUCAUCAUCCGGGACUUCUACGACCCCGCCGUCCACCCCGGGCAGAAGCGGGAGCUGGGGGCCGCGCUCUUCCUCGGCUGGGCCUGCGCGGGGCUGCUCGCCAUCGGCGGCGCCCUGCUGGGGUGCGUCUGCUGCCGCCGCCUCCGGGAAGACCGCCGGCGAGCCAAGAGCCCCAGGUACCCGCCCCCGAGGGUCGGGAGCCGGGCCGGGGGCCCGGGAGGGGGCCGGGCCGUGGGCCGGGGCCGGGACUGGGGCCCGGAGGUCAAGCCGCCGAUCAAGACCUCCGCCAGCUACGUCUAGCCACGGCGUCCUCGGCCUGCCCGGGCCUCCCCGGAAACGGCGGCAAAACAGGCCGGGACCGACCGGUGGAGGCCAGCCGUCCCGAGAGGGAUCACGCGGUUCUCUGCCGGGACUUGGGGGGGGCAAACGGACUCUAGG